Daphnia carinata is the source of this 2140-nucleotide messenger RNA. RefSeq names its product A-kinase anchor protein 17A-like. NCBI's taxonomy places the organism in Eukaryota, Metazoa, Arthropoda, Branchiopoda, Diplostraca, Daphniidae. The record is from RefSeq and is a predicted model, not a curated record. The transcript has 9 exons. The coding region runs from base 124 to 2061 and encodes 645 amino acids.
UUCUGCUACGUCGGCAAGCCGAGGAGUUUCGGUAAACGUAUGCAGAAAAUGGAGUAACUUAGCGUUAGCUAAACGCGUUGUUGACAUUCUCGUAAAGGGUACAGUAAUUCAACUUUUAAAAAAAUGAGCUGCAUUUUUCCGUGUGCUGACUGGAAGGAUGCCGUUCUCGUCAACGCAUCUCAGCAGCUGUAUUUGAAACCACUUGCUUGUAUCAGUAUUUCGGUCCAGUUGCCAGCCGACAUGCUUAAAACAGCGGGGAAAUCCGUCUCCACUUGGGAAAUAAUGGAUAAAAUCAAAGCGACCGCAAAACCCGAUGAGAUCAUUGGGAUGAAAGUAUUGAAAAGCACGCUGCAAUAUGUGCGAUUUGAAGCUCACCUUGACAGUAAACAUCAGAUAUCAGGGGUUCUUCAACGACUAGAUAGAGGCACCUUGAAAUUGAAUGGCUUCCCUGAACCACUGAAAAUGAGAGCCUGUGAAUCCAAACUUAUCUACCCAUCAAGGCAUGACUGGGACACAUUCUUUCAACAAAGCAAAAACAUGAAUGAACUAAGGCCAGGAGAGCGCCCAGACACUGUUCAUAUAUGUAUGCUUCCAUGUCAGUGGUUUAUGAUCCCACAAUCAAGCGGAUUGGAGGCAAACUCUUCUAAACCAAAGCCAAGUGAAUCAAUGCUCAGGACACUUUUUGAAGUAUUUGGUCCCCUUCGUUCUGUUGACAUUCCCAUGUUGGACCCAUACAGACCAAUGAUGGCUACGAAUCCGCAAAACACCUUUGCUUUUGGACAAGAUGGUCUAUUUGAAGCAUUUAUUCAAUUUCAAGAAUAUGUAGGGUUUCUUAAAUGUAUGACUGCCUUCAGAGGAAUGAAACUUCUCUAUAGGGAAGGUAACAGAGCUUGGACUGCUCUUAUACAGGUGGACUUCGACCGCACGUGCCACCAGAGCGAAAGAUCUCUUAAACUAAGAAGGAUUGCCAGGGAACGGCUUAUUCAGGAAGAAAUUGAUAAAGAAAGAGCAGACAAAGUCCGAAGAGAACUAGACAAUUUGAAGCACGAAGAGAGCAGACGUCAGCAGACAGAAGAACGACUAAAGGGGGAAGAGGAGGCGGCCAGAAAAAUGAAGGCUGAAGAGGAUUCCAGGGUCGUACUUGAAGAGCGCAAGUUGGUGUUAGUCCAAAGAAGGCUGGAGAGCUUACGCCUGUUGGAUGCGGUCUUUGAACGUGUUAAGGCCGUUAUCGAAGAAAAAGACCAUCGUAAAAAAGACCCUUCGAAGAAAAAAGAUAAGACCACUAAGAAGGAUAAGGAAACCAGACGACAAAUGAAACUGCAGGAAAAGGAACGAAAUUUGCGUGCCAAACUACUUAAGAAAUAUCAGCAGGUUGGUCAGGAACAACUUGAAGAACAGAGGGAGAGGGUGCGCCACUUGCUGCAAACGACAGAUAUAAAAUUGAAAAGCACCGUCAAUGUUAUGUCGGAAACGAAAAGUUUGGACAAAGUGUCGACAGCACAAGUUCAAACUAAAGAACAAAGUCCACUUCCGCUUCGCGAACCUGAAAGAACAAAUAAUGGGCAUACCUUCAGACACGACACUAUGGCAAACCGACCCAAACCAGUAGGUUAUCGCUCAAGUCCAGUGGAGCCCAACGAUCGUCGAAAAACUGAUUUUGAUCAUAAUCCGCAUCCAAACCAAAACCAUCGCCAUUCGUCUUUCAACAGGAAACGAUACCAAUCUACAGAAUCGGCUCGAGUGCCUACCCACCAAACUCAAAACAGGGGUGGUUGGAAACGGAAUCGAUUUGAUAACGGCAAGUCCAACUGGGCUUCCCCAUUAGAUCAAGAAUUGUGGGAUGGACCUAACGUAGGAAAUCAGCGACAAAAUUCACGUGGAGGGUAUCGACGAGGUGGUCGUCCAGGAGGAGAACACCGUGUGCGAAGAACGCGUGAUUUACCUCCUACGACAGAAAGACACUUUAUGAAAUCAGAAAACAGAUACGCGACAACGCCAGUCGGUGUCUCGAUGUCCGGUGACAGUACCAUGGAAUCGGCUCUUGUUGAGCGACUUACAUGAAAUGGAAAACGCCUCUGUUUAAUGAAUACCCUGAAUACCCUUUUCGUGUAAUAAAUGGGAAAGUAGGAUUGACCAUCAA